UUAAUAUUAAUAAAUUCUGGAAUUUUCUCAAAAAGUGUACUUUCUUGGUGUAUGUGUUAAUGAUUCCCCAUGUAUAUAAAAUUAUUAUAAUUUUAAAAGGGUUGUUGUCGUAUAUUUUGUAUAAACGUAAAUUAUAAUUAUAUUAUCUUCAUUUCUGUUUCAUUAAAUACAGUUUCAACAUCAGAAAAUGUAAAAUUAAUAUUUAAUGGUGUAUCAUACCAAAUUUUCCUUAUAAUUUAGUUUAAAAUGAUUAGAAUUUCAGCUAGAAGACUUGCCGGAGGAGCCGCCAAGCCACACUGGGGAGAGCCUCCAAAGCAUAGAUGGCAGCCUUUCCUACUAGAUCGUACACAUUAUGGAGAACAUCCCACGUAUAAUGGAUUUGUGCUACUUUUACGUUAUUUAAGACCGAGAAUUGAGAAGGUUUUCUCCUCGACUUUCUCAACUCUGUCCUCCUUAUCACUUUCUUUAUAUAAUCCCGUUAAAAGACUAGUCUUAAAACACAACCCUGAUAUAAGAUACCAAUUUGUUGCUCUUACCUCGUUUUUUUUAACCACAAGAGCUAUUACCACUUAUUACGGAAAUGUGUACCAAGGCAUUGUUGACCUUGGAAACAUGUUAAUGCUGGGAACAGCUGAUGAUUUGAAUGAGCAGGGCUUCUGGAACUCAAAUUUGGAGGACAGGAAGGAAAGAGAGAAAUACUUCGAGAAGGAGCAGGACCGUCUGAACAAGUUGUGGGAAAGAGCUCUUGAAAAGGCCACAGUCAGUGAGAGCUUUGAAGAUCUUUGCUCACUUGUAGUUCCAAAAUCAUAUGAAGUUCCAACAGGAGUAGUACCUCCAGUUUCAUGGAGAUUUAACAUGAUUCAGUAUGGAAAGGAUAACGAAGAUAGUCAUACAUUUGACACUCCUUCCCAUGAACAACCCUUGAGAUCUCUUGCACUUAACUUCACGUAUAAUAACCUCUCCGGGGACUGGGGAGAUUACAUUAAUAGGCAGGAUAAUAAAGGACCUCUAAUGAGACCUGCCAGGCAAAUGUUCACAGAUAUUUUCAUCCCCGGCACUAAAUAAUGUAGAUUCAACUUUUA
Messenger RNA from Theileria parva strain Muguga, 1082 nucleotides. RefSeq lists its product as uncharacterized. The record is from RefSeq and is a predicted model, not a curated record. The transcript is spliced from 5 exons. Lineage: Eukaryota; Apicomplexa; Aconoidasida; Piroplasmida; Theileriidae. Bases 247 to 1065 code for a protein of 272 amino acids.